AUGGUUUUUGGCCCGGCGCCGGUUGCGACAUGUUUCUGGCUGCAAGAACUUUUGCUAGCCAGCCAAGCAGAUGCUGUUCGAGAAGCGGCUUCUGCGAAGGACUUUGAACCACAGAUGGCAUCGCAACCAACACACAGCCCUUCCUUGUCGGACCAGGGUUGCCACAACCGUGUCUGCUGGCAAAACGCGGAGCGUAAGAGUCUGGGACAGUUCGGCUUCAGGGUGCCCGAGGGCUUCUUCUUACCGCAUCCGUCCAGGCACCAUGCUCUGUUGGGCGAUGGCGUGGAGAGUUGUGACGCGGGCCACGCGACAGUCCUGGACGCUUGGGUGACGCUUUGGCUGGACGAGCUGGACCCUGUGCACAAUUCCAGUAUCUUUGUCUACCUGGACCCCCUGGCAGUGGCCCGACACCAGCAACUAAAACAUCGCGGUGUGAUCUGCAGUUCGCCACAAGCAACAGAAAGCAGCCGUUGUCUCUGCCGCCUCCAGUUUGAAAAGUGGGAGUGGAACCUCUUUGAUGUGCUCCACAAACCAUUGGCUGCAAUGGAGCGCGCGGAUGCAGACCGUCAGAUGGAGAGGAAGGUUCUUAAAGUCCAAGCACAGUGUCCGGCGAAGUUCUCGAACAUGCUAGCAGUGUUUGCAGUGAUUUUUAGUAGUUUGCUUCUCGUCCUCCUCCUGUACAUGGGCUACGUUGCUGUGCAGAUGGCGCAGCUGGGCUUACAGCAAUGGCACGAGAACGCAGGUGUGAGUGCAGAUGAGACUGCGCUUGUGGUUCCUGAUGCGAUCUCGCAUUUCAAAGAUGGUGCCAUGCAGAUUUUGCGCCUCAGUACGCUCAUGAUGUCGCUGCAGUGGACAAUCCUGGACCACAUCAAGAAGGAGGCUGAUCUCACCAUCAUGGCUUUCGUGGCGCUUUGGCCCCUGUUCUUUGGGAUCUUCGGAAUCCUGAGGAGCAUCCAAUCCUUGUGCCAACGGCAGCUGGCCCACGCAGCCCUCUCCCACGGCGUUUGCUUGACGGGCUCCAGGCCGCUCAACAUUUACGACGGCCUUACAGGAAUCGGGAUGCUGCUCCUGGCUUGCUGUGUUGCGGUUGGCUUGGGCAAAGCCGGGCUGUUUGCUACCUGCGCACUGGUUGUCGCUCUGUUCUCCGGACCUGCGCUCAGCAUUGUGGGCGAACUUCAGCAAGCCCGAGCCGCCGACCAGGGAGUUAUUGCUAUGCUGGGUGGGCACCGAAUGCCAGGUCUCCUGAAACUAUUCCACCGUGUUCGCGCGCCCGCUGGUGAUGGCAAGCCGACCCAGACUGGACCCAUCCUGGAGGAGAAGCUCGUGCACGGAGAGGUUCGCUUGCUUCCCUUCAGUGCCGUGGUCGCUGCCGGCCGAGCGUCGCAGGACAUAAUGGAGGCACUUCGGGAAGAGCCGGCCUCGCAAGCCGGUCCAGGGUUCAACGUUCUACGAGAUUGGCACUGGCACGGCGCCGCCGUGUAUACAAUGUCACGCUCCCAUGCAGGCUUCCUCAUCUUGCCUUUGCUGUUGCUGCCCACCCUCGCCAUGCUGGGAUCAGCUUUCUUUCAGGCGAUGGUGUUCCUGUGUGACGUCCCGGAGCUUUCUCAGCUGGGCCUGGCAUACCCGGAGCACGGGCUCGAGUUCCGGCCCUGGAUGCAUCACUACAGUGUUCCGUUGGAUGCCAGCUUCAAGGAAGCCUUCGUGGUAGCUUCUGCAGAAGCCUCCAGCACGACAAGCCUUGAGAUCUGCAGCACUGCAGGUUGCAACAAGUCUCGUGUGGCAGCCAUCUUCGGGACUGUGGAGCUGCUGAAUAUGCCACUGCCACACGUGGCGAGGGUGCGACAGCGAGGUCUGCAGGAGAAGAUGGCAGACUACAACGUUGCCUUUGUGCCUCUCACCACUCUGGCCACACGCAUCACGAUCGCAGUCGAGUCGACAGGUUUCGAGCGCAACCUGUCCUGGAGCGAGGUCCCAGGCGCAGUGCUGAGCCUGCAAGCAGAGAAGACCAGCAACUUAUCGAUUAACAUUUACCUCACCGACUACGAGCUGGGUGUUCCGCAGCCCUGUCAGCGGAAUCAGUGGAAUGGUUCUGACUCAGUCCACGGCGUCCUCACAGAGUUCUGCCCCUUCAACUCCCAGAUGCCAUGUGGUGACGAAAGCGAUGACCGCGAAACAUGCUGCCGAGAGCAUUGCCGUCAUGACCCUUUCUGCUUGGUUGCCAAUGCCGGAACUGCAGGCUGCUUCCGAGCACACAUGGCAGCCACUGAGCUGCAACCAGUGGAAGGCCGCCAGUGGUUGAAUCGAAGCAUCAGCGGCCAGAUUUGCAACUUGAAGGAUGCUGAGGGCCAGCAAUGCGCGAAGGCCACGGCGGAUAGUAUGCAUGUGCUCCGCUUUCGCAACCUGCAGCCGGACUGGCUGAACUCCCAGGCGCGGCUCAAACUGGCCUUAGCCUUGGCCAGCGGCCAGCAGCAAGUUUUCAACCAGGCAGAGGACAUGCAAGUACGCAGGGCGACUCCAGAAGUACUGGAGGUGCUGGUGAACUUAACAAGCCAAAGCCGGAACAGCCAGCCCGAGUUGGAAAGCACAGACGGCACGGAGGCUAUCAUGACUUACCUGACCGCUGAGGCUAGGAUCAACGAGGAGCAGGACGUUGAAGUGACCAUCAUGCCCUUUGAACCACACGCGGUAGAUCAGCUGGUGCUCUAUUUGGCUGUGCUGUUGAAGGACGGUGGUGAGUUCCAGACAGAGUGGACCGGCACCGAAGCCGAGCAAGCCAAUCAGGCGGAAGUGACCUUCCAGCAGUGCGACGGCAGCCUUUUUCUUCAGCACCGCUUCGAAAUCUGCCGGCGAGCCAGGGGCUUUGCCGGCGGCUGGGCUGCCUCGGUUAUCAAGGUCGUUGUCCCAGCCUGGAGCCCAGAAGACGUUCAACUCACUUUCCAGAUCCAUCCGAAAGAUCCAGCAAAGUGGGGCGCCAUCCCCGGCGAAGAGAAGGCUGCAACCCACCGUGUCAAGAUCAAUUUGCAUGAUGCCGACAGCGUUGGUUUGUGGGCCAUCGCGCCGGACUCUGACUCGGAAGAGCGAUGCCGCUUCCUUGCAGAUCCCGCAGAUGUGGCGAGCACAAAUGCUUCUGGACUUCAUCCAGUCUCUCUGUACGAUGUGGAACACACCCUGCUUCUCGAUCCAAAGCAAUUUCCUAUUCUUGCAGCGGUUGUUCAAGGCGCAGCGUGCACCUACGUACACCGGAAGUGCGCCAGGGUUCACUCAAUGGCAUUUGGCUCUGUACUUUUGGAGCCGCUGGUGCAUCAGUUUUAUCUUCGGCAGUGCAUAUUGGACCAGCUGGGAUCGCUGCACCGGAGCCUUGACAGUUGGACGGCACGUAGACAAAAUGCUCCGAUCCUGUGGCGGUUUCUGCGCUGCAGCGCUCAGGCUGAAGGCUUUCACAGUGUGGCGAAGCGUUGCGCUGCCUGCCAGGUAGGUACACCAAGCGAGCGGCAUCACUAUUCAGACAUCUUAUGCUGCAAGUGCAAUGUCCAAAGUCCCGGGGGUUAUUCAAAAUGGGGUCUCGAAGCCAGCGAGCUGUUUGGAAUCUUGCCUCCGCAACCGGAUGAGACCGAUGCCAGCUUGGUGAAUCUCACAUGCAGCACCCUUCCAUACAACGCUUCCAAGGCCGAGUUCGAAGAAAACAUGUUGAGAGCUGCCGUGGAAACAUCGAAUUUGCAAGCAGUGAAGCUUGCCUUGAUGUACUGCGCUUCAAAUGUCAGCGCCAAAGAUGCCGCUCAGCUGUGGCGCUUGUUGCGGGUUGGCCUCGAUGUUGUGGGCUUGGUUUGGGACGACUUUCCAAAUCUUGUGGGCCCAUUGCUUCAGGCAGCGUUGGAUGAUGAUUGUGAGCCAUGCCUCGCAGCUGUACACUCAAAUCUACAGCGGCGUGAACAUUGUCUCCGGACAGACUGGCAACACAAAAACAUGUCCCUCCAGUUCACUGCCGCGCCUCAUUACACUCAAGGUUUUCAACUCGACCAGCUGAUUCCGGACGACAUUGCCUCCUCCAAUGGGCUACUGUCAAGACUGGUUACCGAGCCAUGCAUCCGAAGCAGGCUUGUCGAUCUGAGCCUUCAGUUCCCAGAAGGGAUGAGCAACAAUUCUGACAAGCAGAUUGCGGCCACCUUCAAUCUGCUUCCAUCACAGGUUGCAUCCCUGCAAAUUGCCCACCUAGGUUUCCCAAGCCUGCGACUGGAGGAUGAAGUCCUCUUGGCGCUGUGUCAGCUGCCCAAGCUCCGCUCCCUGAUGCUGGACGAUACAUACUUGUCCUAUGCGGCCGUGACCAGGCUGGGUCAGAUGCUGGCUAACAGCACCUGGCCAGAGCUCACGGAGUUGGUUCUGGGUCAAAAUACCGCUGGCUUCGGGUUUUUUGAGGGCCCCUCGUUCGCGGUGAAGCUGGUUCCGGCCCUGGGUAGCUUGCCGACCUGCCAUGUGAGGAAGUUCUCGAUACAGGAGGGCUGCAGGGGCGAGGUGGAGGCGGACCUCAUGAGCAUCUUUCAUGGACUGGCCCACUGCAAAGGUCUGACACAUGUGAACAUCUGCCAAAGUGAAUACUGCAACAUAAGCCGAGAGACCCGGCUGGAGGUGCAGCAGGCACUGCCUCAGUGGCCAAGCCUGCAAGAUCUUAGAUUCUGCGACUGCACGUUUCGCGACGACUACUUUCAUUGUAUGAACGACAUGAUCGGUUUUGAUGAUGAAGAUGAAGACGAAGAUUGGGAUGAAGAUGAAGACGAAGACUUGGAAGAUGAAACCGUGGCCAGCACGACAAUCUACAAUAAUUAA
This is a messenger RNA of Symbiodinium sp. CCMP2592, 4821 nucleotides long. Lineage: Eukaryota; Dinophyceae; Suessiales; Symbiodiniaceae. The record is from the annotation of a GenBank genome assembly.